AUGCCACAUAAAUCUGAUUCAAUUAUCCCCGAUGCUAUUGUGAUUGGCGCUGGAUUCUCUUCUGCCAUUCUCACCCACACGCUGGCCAAGUCUGGUUACUCGGUAAUCGUCUUGGAGGCUUCAGAGAGGCUGGGCGGGAGAAUGAACACGCUUGCGCUCAACAACCACGCUAUUGACGCUGGCUGCUCGUUUAUACACGGCUACUCGCACACACACCCACUCCACUCUCUGGCAAUGGACUUGGGCGUCGACAUCGAGCACCCGCCACCCACCAACGACUUGAUCAUCGACAGCAACGGUCCACUCGACCCCGCCGCCCAGCGCUCCAUUCAAGCUGCCCUUUCUCUCGCAAUCAACGUCGCUCAAGAUUCCUGCGCCGACACUCCCCUUCUCCACCUCCUCCGUUCCUCUCUCUCCUCCUCUCUCAGCGAUCAGCACCUCCUCCACCUCGCUUCCCAACUCAUCCACUCCUUAGACGCUCCUCUUGGCAUCCCUAUUGAAAAUUUUCACGACGCUCGCAGGUUCCACUGGGAGAAACCGCUCCAGGGUUCUGACGCGGUUGUCAAAGGCGGGUAUGCCACUCUCCUCAAUGCCGUCUGGGAUGAUGCCGUGCGCACCGGCAAAGUAUCUGUCCUGCACGAACACACCUGUGUCUCAGUCUCAACAAAGGAUCCCGUCAAGUGCAUUGUGUCCACCCAGCGUGGCCAGCUUGAGUCAAAGGUAGUAGUGUGCACUGCCCCACUCGCCACUCUCCCAUCUAUCCAGUUCCAGCCACCCCUCCCUCAACAAAAACAAGAGGCUAUCACCGAAACGAAAACUGGUUUACUCGAGAAACUCAUCUUUACUUAUAGCGAAAGGUGGUGGAGUGGUGAUGCCAACCCAUCAUUCACCCUCCUCCCCACCACAGACUCCCAGCACACUCCCAAAGAAAUCCUCCUGAGCCACGUCCUUAACGUGCAGACAUUCUCCCACCCCUCCCUCCUCAUCUAUCUCCCUCCAGGCGCAAUACGCGCACUAGCCAUGUACUCCAAGCAAGACGUGCAGCGCGCGGGUGCAGAGGUGCUUGCUGAGCGUUUACCUAGGGUGGCUGGAGUAGCGCACGCCGCGAGCACCCCUCUUGCCGCACACCUCACUACCUGGAAGAAGGACAGCACCUCGAAUGGCGCCACUACAACUUACACCACCCCUCAACAACUCCACGCCCUCCAGGCUCCUUCCACUGACGGCAGACUCGGUUUCGCCGGUGAGCACACUGAGAUUCACAACCACGGCUCUGUUAAUGGCGCUGUGAUGAGCGGGUUCAGAGAGGCACAUAGGGUAUCUGAGUACCUCUCUCGCCGGGCGAGUGAGUGA
Messenger RNA from Wallemia ichthyophaga EXF-994, 1353 nucleotides. Its product is annotated as Lysine-specific histone demethylase 1-like protein 1. Gene Ontology annotation, molecular function: oxidoreductase activity. The record is from RefSeq and is a predicted model, not a curated record. The transcript has a single exon. The coding region runs from base 1 to 1353 and encodes 450 amino acids. NCBI's taxonomy places the organism in Eukaryota, Fungi, Basidiomycota, Wallemiomycetes, Wallemiales, Wallemiaceae.